Messenger RNA from Serendipita indica DSM 11827, 4508 nucleotides. Lineage: Eukaryota; Fungi; Basidiomycota; Agaricomycetes; Sebacinales; Serendipitaceae. The record is from the annotation of a GenBank genome assembly.
AUGACCACUGGCGCUCGCUGGAACAUUUUCCAGAUGGCCACCGAACAAUCAACUUCUGCAAUGGCAUCCCUGUGGGAAUGGUGUAACUCUACGGAUGAGGGCAAAUCAAAGAUCGAUGAUCUUGGAUUUCGCGAGUUAUUCUCAGAAGAUAAUCCUGUUGUCGACAUUGUCGCCAUCCACGGCUUGAACGGCCACAGAGAAAAAACGUGGACGUCAGAAGAUGGAAAAAUGUGGCUGCGCGACUUCCUGCAAGACGACUUGCCUCGUGUUCGGGUCCUCUCUUACGGAUAUGACGCCGAUACGCACAGUCGAGAAUGUGUAUCAACCGAGACCAUACAUCGGCACGGUGAUAAACUAGUCAUGGCUCUUUCACGCGAGCGUAAAGACGCUUCUCGACGGCCAAUCAUUUUCCUCGCGCACGAUGUGGGAGGUAUUAUCCUCAAAUGGGCACUCGUAAUCUGCAACAAUAAGGACCAGGAUUCAGAUGGAAAUCUCCGAGAUAUUCUGGUAUCUACAUACUCCAUCCUGUUCUUCGGGACACCCCAUUUUGGCGUAGAAGAUUCUCUCCCCGGGACAACUGAUCGCCUUCUAUCAAUACCCAUGUAUACGACAAAUGUCAUUCUUAAAGUCCUUCAGCCAUACUCGCCCGAGCUCGAAAACAUACAGAAGCUGUAUCUCGAGGUGAGCAAGAAAGUAAAAAACGUAUUCUUCUACGCGGAAUACGAGGCUCUUGUCCGAAAUCGUCGAAGGAGGCUGAACGUUCGAGCUCACUCGGCAGUCAUCCCGGGUGACUGCAGUGCCGUAUGGGAGGUACUACACAGUGACCAUCAAACCUUAGUCAAAUUCUCUUCUCGAGAUAGUGACAACUACAAGACGGUGCUUUCCUAUCUCAAGGAACAUUUUAAAAAAGCUUCACGUGCAGUAGACGACAAGUGGCUCGAUGCUAUGAGACAGGACCCCGUCAAAGCAGUUUCUGAGAUUUCUCAUCUAUUCUUUGAGAAAACCAUGUACAAAGUACUCAGGGAUAGUCUUGAAGCACAUAUAUCCAUCUUGGAUGAAGGAUAUCUCCAGACAGUCAAGGAUGGACAUAUGGACCAAAUGCCUGACGCGCUCAAGGAGUUCAACGAUGCAUGGAAACAUUACAUUGUCACUCUAAGAAACAUACUCGCCAAAAUGGAUGGGUUGAAGCGCAGUAGAGAUCAAGGCGUCAAAGGAUCUAUCGAAAAGAUCAAGGGCGCCAAAAUUGACACAGGAGAUGUUGCAGACUACAAACAGGAAAUCUUACAAGCGACACGCAUAUGCAAGGAUGCGGCCAAUUUCUGUCAAAAUCAGCUGCAAGCGGAAGUGUGGAAAGUAGCCCGACUCGAGCCUGAAAAGCCUCGUCCAAUGGGCACUCAGCACAAGACGUGUCUACCAGGUACACGUAUAGCGAUUCUGCAGGAAAUUCGGCAAUGGCGUCUGGACCCCAAUGCAGACAAGCGCAUCUUUUGGCUCUGCGAUGUUGGCGGGUCAGGAAAGUCCACGGUCACACUGACGAUGUGCGAGGAAUGGGAUAAUACCGAAAAUGUUCUAGUUGGUCGGUUCUUCUUUUCGAAGAAUGCUCGGCAGACAUCGGAGACGGAUGAUUUCUACGAUCAAAGAAGAAGAUCCCAAUCUUCUCCGGCGAGGCUACGCCAUCAGUUCACCAAACUCAUCGAAGAACCAUUGCAACUUGCAGAGACGGAUAUUGUCCUCGUGAUCGACGCAAUGGAUGAGUGCAAGAAGGAGAUGAGGGUAGAUUUGAUCAACCUACUGGUUGAGAAGCUUUCAUCAAUGCCUAAACUCAAACUCUUUAUAACGAGCCGGCCAGAGCCAGACAUCACGGCGAUACUCCAGGGUAGAGCGAUUGUACGCGGAAUGCAUUUCAAGAUGCACGGCAAAGAGCAGCAGUCCAACUUGGAUGAUAUUAGGUCCUACGUCGACGUACAUCUUGUCAAACUGCUUACCGCGCCUCAGCGCCAGCAGAUUGUGGAACGCUCAAAUGGACUUUUUAUUUGGAUCACGACAGCACAUCUCGAGCUACGAGGGGCUCAUGGUCCAGAUGCACUUGGUGCAACUCUCAGAUCCCUCUUGACGCGAGGCAAGGGUGGAGAUAUUAACCAGGUUUAUACAAGCAUCCUUCGUCGGCUACGACGAGAGACGUCCAGUGGCACUAUACACAAGAUUAUGGGCACUCUCCUAACCUUGUUCGAACCAGUGUCGACAGAGGCUCUUGGGGAGAUGACUGGGAUUGCAGACUCUGAGCUAGAGCCGAUCUUAGAGUCGAUGCAGAGUUUAUUUCGGGUGGAUACUGUGGUAGAGUUUCUGCAUCCAACGUUCCAAGAAUACCUUCUUGGUCCACACAAUGUGGAUAUGCCAUUCAACUCGACAGCAAUGCAAUCAGGCUUGGCCGUAUCUAUCCUCAAAGUGCUUCAGGAGGAUCUGAAGGAGGACAUUUGCGGCGUUUCCCUGCCAAACAAACCUUAUCCAAAGAAUGCGGACAUUGUGGAUCUGGAUAAACGUCUAGAACAAUUAUGGGCUGGGUCUCCAGCACUACCUUAUGCGGCAAAGUACUGGGGCUAUCAUGUGAGCACCGUUGUAACGGAUGGACAUGUUGCCCAGAUGCUGCGGAGGUUUUUAGCAAGUCAAAUUUUGUACCUCGUGGAGCUGUUAAGCUUGAUGGAUCAUGUACAUCUUAUUCGAAAUUUCGAGGAGAUUCGGCGAAGUUGUGAAUGCCAAGGGUUGGGUGAUGAGGUCGAGGUAUGCCAUGAUACAGUUAGACUUGUCCAGAGGCAUCAAGAAACACUAGAGAAGAGUGCGCUGGAUAUCUACUCUUCAGGGCUACUAUUCCUCCCUCGAAAGUCACAACUGUGGACGAUAUACAAGAGCAAGUUUUCAGAUCGACUACCAAAAAUCAUUGGAGGACCAUCAGUGCAUUGGCCCUCACACCAGACUUUGACUGGACAUACCGAUUCUGUCUGGUGUCUGGCCUUCUCGCCAGAUGGGCACCGUCUUGCGUCUGGAUCUCGGGAUGGCACUGUACGCCUGUGGGAUGGGACCACCGGUGCAAGCCUUGGGACGCUUGAGGGACAUACCGAUUGGGUCCAGUGUCUGGCCUUCUCGCCAGAUGGGCGCCGUCUUGCGUCUGGAUCUCGGGAUGGCACUGUACGCCUGUGGGAUGGGACCACCGGUGCAAGCCUUGGGACGCUUGAGGGACAUACCGGAGAGGUCUGGUGUCUGGCCUUCUCGCCAGAUGGGCGCCGUCUUGCAUCUGGAUCUCGGGAUGGCACUGUACGCCUGUGGGAUGGGACCACCGAGGUCUGGUGUCUGGCCUUCUCGCCAGAUGGGCGCCGUCUUGCAUCUGGAUCUCGGGAUGGCACUGUACGCCUGUGGGAUGGGACCACCGGUGCAAGCCUUGGGACGCUUGAGGGACAUACCGGAGAGGUCUCAUGUCUGGCCUUCUCGCCAGAUGGGCGCCGUCUUGCAUCUGGAUCUGGGGACCGCACUGUACGCCUGUGGGAUGGGACCACCGGUGCAAGCCUUGGGACGCUUGAGGGACAUACCGGAGAGGUCUCGUGUCUGGCCUUCUCGCCAGAUGGGCGCCGUCUUGCAUCUGGAUCUUGGGACCGCACUGUACGCCUGUGGGAUGGGACCACCGGUGCAAGCCUUGGGACGCUUGAGGGACAUACCGAUUCGGUCUCGGGUCUGGCCUUCUCGCCAGAUGGGCGCCGUCUUGCAUCUGGAUCUGGAUCUUGGGACCGCACUGUACGCCUGUGGGAUGGGACCACCGGUGCAAGCCUUGGGACGCUUGAGGGACAUACCGGAGAGGUCUCGUGUCUGGCCUUCUCGCCAGAUGGGCGCCGUCUUGCAUCUGGAUCUGGAUCUUGGGACCGCACUGUACGCCUGUGGGAUGGGACCACCGGUGCAAGCCUUGGGACGCUUGAGGGACAUACCGGAGAGGUCUCGUGUCUGGCCUUCUCGCCAGAUGGGCGCCGUCUUGCAUCUGGAUCUGGGGAUGGCACUGUACGCCUGUGGGAUGGGACCACCGGUGCAAGCCUUGGGACGCUUGAGGGACAUACCGGAGAGGUCUCGUGUCUGGCCUUCUCGCCAGAUGGGCGCCGUCUUGCAUCUGGAUCUUGGGAUGGCACUGUACGCCUGUGGGAUGGGACCACCGGUGCAAGCCUUGGGACGCUUGAGGGACAUACCGAGAGGUCUCGUGUCUGGCCUUCUCGCCAGAUGGGCGCCGUCUUGCAUCUGGAUCUGGGGAUGGCACUGUACGCCUGUGGGAUGGGACCACCGGGAGGUCUCGUGUCUGGCCUUCUCGCCAGAUGGGCGCCGUCUUGCAUCUGGAUCUGGGAUGGCACUGUACGCCUGUGGGAUGGGACCACCGGUGCAAGCCUUGGGACGCUUGAGGGACAUACCGGGAGGUCCAGUGUCUGGCCUUCUCGCCAGAUGGGCACCGUCUUGCAUCUGGAUCUGGGGAUCGCACU